Electrophorus electricus (electric eel) is the source of this 6042-nucleotide messenger RNA. RefSeq names its product formin homology 2 domain containing 3b (gene fhod3b). The record is from RefSeq and is a predicted model, not a curated record. Gene Ontology annotation, cellular component: cytoplasm; cytoskeleton. Gene Ontology annotation, biological process: cardiac myofibril assembly; sarcomere organization; cortical actin cytoskeleton organization. Gene Ontology annotation, molecular function: actin filament binding. Lineage: Eukaryota; Metazoa; Chordata; Actinopteri; Gymnotiformes; Gymnotidae.
UCUCGAGUAGCCCAGUCUGCCGCAGACACCAGGCUCACUGUGGCUGUCCCGUCCCGUCCGCAGUCUGCUUCAGCACCUGGUCUGCCCGCUAUGCCCUUGGACACGGUCGCCUGACGCCGUGAUAGAGGCCACUGUAGAAUACGGUAGACUGCAAAGACUAAAGCUGAAGAAGAACAAGAGACAGGACGGAGGACAUCGGGAUUUUUUUUUUUGUCUUUUUAUAACAAUUAUCGAUUUCAUCUUUCGGAGCUUAUGACAAGACGGCGCACGGAGUUUAUGGAUACUUGACAGGGCAGGGAUCGCUACUGUUUUCCUUUUGAAACCUAGGUUCUUAAAGAUACUGCGACAAAGACUUUUCCCGGCGGUAUUUACUUUUUUUGCAGCCUACGUACUUUUCCUAAACCUACUUGCAUGGAUGUACCAUGGCUACGUUUAUAUGCAGGGUACAGUUCCUAGAUGAUACUGAUCCAUUCAACAGCACAAAUUUUCCGGAGCCGACCCGACCACCUCUUUUCACAUUCAGGGAGGAUAUUCCACUCAUAAACCAGAUCGCCGGAGUCCACAGACUUCUGAAAGCCCCACAAAAGCUUGAUGACUGCACUCUGCAGCUGUCCCAUAAUGGAAGCUACCUGGACUUGGAGUCCACCCUGGAAGAGCAGAGGGACGAGCUGGACGGCUUCCAGGAGGACGGAGGGAGGGGCAGGAAGCACAGUAUCAUCCUACGAACCCUGCUGUCAGUCAGAGUCCAUGCCUGCAUAGAAAAACUCUACAACUCAGUAGGACGAGAGCUGAGACGAGCCCUGUUCUCUCUCAAGCAGAUCUUUCAGGAUGACAAGGACCUGGUCCACGAGUUUGUGGUGGCUGAGGGACUCACCUGCCUUGUUAAAGUGGGAGCAGAGGCUGACCAGAACUACCAGAACUACAUCCUCAGAGCUCUUGGGCAGAUCAUGCUCUAUGUGGAUGGGAUGAACGGCCUGAUUGGACACAACGAAACAGUGCAGUGGCUCUACGCGCUGGUCGGAUCCAAGUUCCGUCUGGUGGUUAAGACUGCUCUGAAGUUGCUGCUGGUGUUUGUGGAAUACACAGAACCAAAUGCUGCACUACUCAUCCAGGCUGUCAAUGCUGUAGACACCAAACGAGGUUGUAAGCCGUGGUCCAAUGCCAUGGAGAUCCUGGACGAGAAGGACGGCGUGGACACGGAGCUGCUGGUGUAUGUCAUGACCCUCGUCAACAAGACGCUUGCGGGUUUACCAGACCAGGACUCGUUCUACGACGUGGUGGACUGUCUGGAGGAGCAGGGCAUCGAGGGCAUUACACAAAGGCACCUGAGACGAAAGGGCACGGACCUGGACCUGCUGGAGCAGUUCAACAUCUACGAGAUGACUCUUCGUCACGAGGAUGGCGAUGAUGAAACGUCACCACCUCCAGCGGGACGCAAGGACCGGCGCCGUGCAAGUGCGGGGGGCACGCACGAGAGGCGGGGCCUGGAGCGCAGACGCAGCCGAAGACACUCCCUGCACACCGGCAAAGGCCACGCCUCCGCACCCUCCUCCCCCUGCCACGGCAACGCCCACAACUCCAUGCCUUUGAGUGGCCAGAGGAUCGAGGACGUCACAGAGAGAGAGGACGAGGUGGAGGAGGAGGAGGUGGAGGAGCAGGAAGUUCAGGAGCUCCAAAAAGCGCAGCUCUCUAAACAGGGACCUAGCAGAGCCUCUCCUGGUGUUGGCAGGCCGAAUGGCUAUGCAGGCACGUUCCCAGGCAGGACGUCCGCUGUGUCCAGUGCCCCCCCCUCUGCCCCCUUUAACCGCUGCGUUUCUACGGGAGGCCCAGCUGCAGACAGACAACCCGACAGGCCUGCUCUGGGAGGUCUGCUGACUUCGUCCUACAGACAGCACCAGGAGUCCCUGGCCGCGGAGCGCGAGCGGAGGCGUCUGGAGAGGGUGGAGAGGCUGCACAGGAUCGAGCGUGAGGAGAGAAGCCGUUUCAGUCGUGACUAUGAAGACAAAAGAGAAGAGAUGAGACACGCUCGUGAAGAGAGGUACAAGCAGGUGGAGAGACUGGCGGGGCAGGAGUUCGAGCGGGAACGGGCGACAUCGUUGCCACGGGGACGUACGGAGAUCACGCUGAGUCUGAGGUCACACGCCUCCGGCCUCUCCAGCGCGGGCUCUCGGGAGGACACGCGCUCACGGACGCAUGCCGCACAGAAAGCUGAGCCAGAGCCAAGCCAGAGCGGGCAGACAGCUGCAGAGCUACGCUCUGUAUCUGCUGCUGCGCCGGGCCCACAGCGGAGCCUGGGGGCGGAGGACAAGCCCAGGCCUGCGGAGGAGGAGGACGUCCCCCGCACGGAGGCGGAGACGGGCAGACUGGACGGGAGAGGGGAACAGGAGCCAGAGGGAGAUGGUGAGGAGCGAAAGGGAGAGGCACACGAGGAGGGCAGAGGCGGAGAUGUCAACGGGAAGGAGAACGAGGAGACGGGGGGAGCCACGAACACGGGGACCGCGGACGAGGCCGGGGCAGAGGAGGAGCGUGAGAGAGAGCGAGUGUCAGAGAGGGAGGUGGAGGAGAGAGGGAGGGACGUGGAGGUCCUUAGCGAGAAGGAGAGGAAGAACGAGGAGGUGAACGAGAAGGACAACUGCUCGGCGUCCAGCAUCUCAUCAGCCAGCAGUACUCUGGAACGCGAGGAGCGAGAGGAGAAGCACUCGAGUGACAACGACUCAGGCCAGUGGGCAGAGUGCGUCAAGGUGGCGGACAUCAACGAGCAAUGCGGCAGAGUCCUCACCAGCAAGCGCUUUAUGUUGGACAUGCUGUACGCCCAGACCAAGAAGCCCAGCGCAGAGGAGGAGGAGGAGGAGGAGGAAGGGCAGGAGGGCUCGGGCCAGGCGUUGCACGUGGGCAGCCUCGCCUGCCGCAUCUCCACGCUGGAGGCGCGGCGGCAGACAGGCGAGGAGAGCGCGAAGAACACGGACACCCAGCACCUGGACAACCAGGGCAGCGUGCGCGCCGUGGCCGAGAGGUUCAGCGACCUGGUAAAGGGCCUGGCCUCGUCCCAGGAGGCGGAGCUGGCGGGAAAGGAGAAGCAGCCCCAGGAAAAGCCGCUCCCCGCCCCCGCGCUCCCCAAGAAAGAGUCGGACCACAUCUGGGAGCAGCUGAUGGCCAUGCCCCGCGAGCUUCGCAUCAAAGAGAUGGACUUCACGGACCUGAAGGACGAGGACGACGCGGAUGUUUUGGACACCGGCGGCGUGGGCGGGGCGGUCGACCACACGGCGCCCCCGCCGCCGCCGCCAUGCGUACCCCACCUUCCACCGCCCCCCGCACUCUUCGGCUGCCCGCCGCCUCCCCCGGUCCCGGGCAUGCCUCCUCCCCCGCCCUCCGCGGCCUCGGCGCUGCCCUCGCACGUCGGCUCCCCUCAGCAUGGUCGAGGGGAGCCGCCGCUCUUCCAGAAGAAGAGAAAGACCGUCAGGCUCUUCUGGAAUGAGGUGAGGCCCACAGACUGGCAGUACGGCAGCCAGAAGCGCUGCAAGGAGUCGCUGUGGUCCAAAUUGGACCCGGUCAAAGUGGACACGGCCAAGCUAGAGCACCUCUUCGAAAUCAAAUCUAAGGAGCUUCCCGUCACAAAGAAAACGGCAGCAGAUGGGAAGCGGCAGGAGGUCAUCGUUCUCGACUCCAAAAGGAGUAACGCCAUCAACAUCGGGCUCACGGUCCUCCCCCCGCCACGCACCAUCAAAACGGCCAUCCUCAACUUCGACGAGUACGCCCUUAACAAGGAGGGCAUCGAGAAAAUCCUGACGAUGAUUCCUACAGAGGAAGAGAAGCAGAAGAUCCAGGAGGCACAGCUGGCGAACCCCGACACACCUCUGGGAAGUGCCGAGCAGUUCCUCCUCACGCUCUCCUCCAUCAGCGAACUGUCCGCCCGCCUGCAGCUCUGGGCCUUCAAGAUGGACUACGACACCCUGGAGAAGGAAGUGGCUGAGCCCCUACAGGACCUUAAGGAGGGCAUGAACCAGCUGGAGACCAACAAGACCCUGCGUUUCAUCCUGUCCACGUUGCUCACUAUCGGCAACUUUCUCAACGGCUCGAACGCUAAGGGCUUCGAGCUGAGUUACCUGGAGAAAGUUCCAGAAGUUAAGGACACUGUCCAUAAACAGUCACUGCUGCACCAUGUCUGCUCUAUCGUCGUGGAGAAGUUUCCAGAGAGUUCAGACCUCUACUCGGAGAUCGGAGCCAUUACCCGCUCUGCCAAGGUGGACUUUGACCAGCUGCAGGACAACCUGUGCCAGAUGGAGCGGCGCUGCAGGGCCUCAUGGGACCACCUGAAGGUCAUCGCCAAGCACGAGAUGAAACCGGCCCUGAAGCAACGCACGUCCGACUUCCUGAAGGACUGUGCAGAGAGGAUCAUCAUCCUCAAGAUUGUGCACAGGCGCAUCAUCAACAGGUUCCACGCGUUCCUGCUGUUCCUGGGCCACCCGCUGUACACUGUGCGGGAGGUGAGCGUCCUCCGCUUCUGUAAGAUCCUGAGUGAGUUUGCGCUGGAGUACCGCACCACCCGCGAGAGAGUGCUGCAGCAAAAACAGAAGAGAGCGAACCACCGAGAGAGGAACAAGACCCGUGGCAAAAUGAUCACUGAUAGCGAGGAUGAAGAAAGCGGCGAGAGCGGAAAGUUUGCAGGCACGUCGGCAGAGGGCCACGAGUCUCCGCCCCAGGGGCUAGGCUGUGACGAGGACGUAGCAGAGCACGAGCAGAUGACCGCAGUUCUGCGCGGCAACCUGCAAGGCGGCGACAGCACCGGCUCUGUCCUGCCAGGCCUGCGCACACGAACCAGAGCCAGCCGAGGUCGCCUGGGACUGUGGUCCUCGGUCAGCGAGGACGCGUCCAACUGCAUAGAGGACACGGCGGACGAGAUCAUGGAGCGCAUAGUGAAGUCGGCGACUCAGGGGCCCAGUCAGCGCAGCCAGCCUCGUGAGAGGAGACGCUCCCGAGCCAAUCGCAAGUCUUUAAGAAGAACACUGAAGAAUGGGUUAACCCCAGAUGAGGCCCAGGCACUGGGACUGGCCAACGGCUCUGAGAUGCAAGUGUGAAAUAUGAUAGACUCUAGCAGCUCAGGGUCUCAACACACACCAACCCACACACACACACACACACACACACACACACACACACACACACACACACACACACACACACACACACACACACACACACACAGAGAAAAGGGAUAUCGCUCUACCCGUCACACGCAAAACCAGAACUUGGAUCCUGCAGCAACAGAUUACUAAUGUAAAGAAUGAUUUUAAACUUGACAUUUCCUAACAAUUUUACCACUUUUAAUGCAUUUUUAGAAGACAAGCACAGUGGGCAUCGGUUGCUGUUUAGCCUUCUUGUGCACAAACCUCUUGAGAAACACAUAUGCGCGCGCACACACACUCACUCAUACUCACACACCCUCUUAGCCCUAUAACUGAAGGACUGUCUAGUUAUCCUCUAUGGAGACAAACUUACCACUGUGGCCUUGAGAGUGAACCCAAAGAACUGUGCUUCAGACAAGGGUGGACACUCUCGCCCUCGACCUUGACCACAGUCAGGUCCAAACUGCAGUGACCAGUAGCACCUUCAGCAUUCAUGCCCAACAGAAACUGUGGAGCACAGAUUGAUAAACCACUGAGGUAGACAUCAAAACAUGAGUCUCCUCUCUGCACUGCUGUGGUAUUUUUUGUUGGUUGUUUGUUUUUUUGGGGUUUUUUUUUUAUCACUUGCCAUGCAUGUUUUUAAAUUUGAUAAACAGGACGGAAUCCACAGAAAGUGGAGUCUGCACUGGCUUAGUGUUGGUCAAGGCUACAGGACCUUCUGCAUUUGUGCUGUGUGACCGCAGUUGAAGCAACGCGGCUGUGAUCCUGGCUACACUUCCACGCGCAGCUUAGUCGCAGUCCAAGAGCAAGAAGAAUUUUUAACAGAGGGUUCACCAUGCUGUGAUCCUCAACGUACCCUAAAAGUAAGAGGCAGGAAAGCGUAGGCCUUGGCUGUGAGCAUUUUAACGUUCAAUCCUGC